This is a messenger RNA of Arabis nemorensis, 207 nucleotides long. The record is from the annotation of a GenBank genome assembly. Lineage: Eukaryota; Viridiplantae; Streptophyta; Magnoliopsida; Brassicales; Brassicaceae.
AUGCACUACUCCGCGGUUGGGCCUUCCACCUUACAGAUCGACCUUGAUACGCGGCACGACGAACUCGCUGCUCGGGGAUGCGCAAGUCCACGGCUCGAGGGAACGAUGAGGUCGGGGACGCGCAAGUCCACAGCUCAGGGGCAUGACAAGUCCACGACUCAGGAUGCACAAACUCGCAUCUCUAGGACGUUCCAAUCCGCGGUUUGA